This is a messenger RNA of Oryctolagus cuniculus (rabbit), 720 nucleotides long. NCBI's taxonomy places the organism in Eukaryota, Metazoa, Chordata, Mammalia, Lagomorpha, Leporidae. The record is from RefSeq and is a predicted model, not a curated record.
AUGAAGGAAGAGCGAGAAGUCAGCUCAGGAAAUACUGAAGAUUGUUUACUUCCUUUGCACACUCAUCAGGAAAGCUACAGGAUGGUGUAUUCCACCAAACACGAUUUAGAAAAAAAUACACCUUCUUAUGCGAAGAUGCAGUUCAUGGACAAGAACGAAGGGCAACCAUGGGGCGACGGGGCGCGCUCGGGGCGCCGCCGAGGACUCCGGAGCGGGAGCUCCCGCACCCGCGCGCGCCCGGCGCCGCCCGCCCGGAGGCCGGGGCUGCUGCGGGCGGGCGGGGAGGCGGGGGAGGGCGCGGGGGAAGCGCGGGGAGUCGGCGCGCGCGAGCGCGGCGCGCGGGGGGAGGCGGCUGCGGAGCGCGCGGGGCGCAGGGCGCGGAGUGGCCGGCAGGAGACGGCGGCGCGUGAGGCGGCUCCGGCAGCAGCGCCCGCCUGCAUUUCCAGCGGGAGGCUGCGAGCGCAGUCCCGGCUCGCCGCAAGAUGCUCAAGGUGUCCGCCGUGCUGUGCGUGUGUGCAGCGGCUUGGUGCAGUCAGGCUGCGGCCGGGGGGCGUUCGGACGGCGGUAAUUUUCUGGAUGAUAAACAAUGGCUCACCACCAUCUCUCAGUAUGACAAGGAAGUCGGACAGUGGAACAAAUUCCGAGACGUGAGUGCUGCGCGCCCCCCUCACCCCACCGCCACGACCCCCGUCCCCGGGCACGGCUGGGGUGGGGGAGUGG